AUUGUGAUUCUGGGGCUUACGCUUUACUGGAGUUGGUGCGGAGUGAGCAGGAUCUAUGGACAGAAAUGCACAUCUAUCAGCGCUUUUAUGGAUUGUAUUCUCCUACCUUCGUGGAUUUCCAAAAUAUGAAUUGAUGUCGUCGUUUAAAGUCGAGGAAUUUCGUCUUGAAAUUAAGGCCAGGUAUAUAGCUACGAAGUUGUGAAAUAGUUCCCUUGAAGUUUUUCCUCAGGGCUGCGAAGCGAAUUUCCAGUUUCCUAUUCGACUACUACACCAGCCAUCAUAUGGCGAGGCGAGUAGGGGGAGAAGGAUCCGUGAUUUUAACACGAAUUCCAUCCACGGUUUGGAAUAAGAGCUCGAGACUCCACUGGUGUAACUUCAUGGCUGUUUUUUGGAGCUCUGUGGCAGUAUUGUCGCUUCUAUGUUGUGGAUUUUGUGGCGCUGAAACGGAGUUUUCGAUCUUGGAGGAGGCACAAGUUUUAGCCGUACAAAUGAAAAAACUGUCCUCGCAGGAGCUUGGAGUCUUCACCAUGCAGAGAAUCUUCAACUCGUUUGUGUACACAGAGAAGACCUCAAACGGAGAGACGGAAGUACAGCAGCUUGCGAAGAAGAUCCGCGAGAAGUUUAACCGUUACCUGGACGUGGUGAACAGGAACAAGCAGGUGGUGGAGGCAUCCUACACGGCCCACCUGAUCCCCCUCACCGCCAUCCAGGACUGCUGCACCAUCCCGCCCUCCAUGAUGGAGUUCGACGGUAACUUCAACACCAACGUGUCCAAGACCAUCUGCUGUGACCGGCUGUCCCCCACCGUCAACAGUCGAGCCUUUAACCCUGGACGGGACCUCAACUCAGUGUUGGCAGAUAACCUGAAGUCCAACCCGGGCAUCAAAUGGCAGUACUUCAGCUCAGAGGAGGGCAUCUUCACUGUGUUCCCCGCCCACAAGUUCCACUGCAAGGGCAACUACGAGCACCGCUGCAGGCCAGUGUACGUGUCGGCGGUGCGGCCCCAAUCGAAACACAUCGUGGUGAUCAUCGAUCACGGCGUGACCAUUACAGACACACAGCUGCAGAUCGCCAGAGACGCUGCGCUCGUCGUCCUCAGCUCCGUAGAUGAACAUGACAAGGUCUCGAUCCUGUCCUCAGCGGAGGCGGUGCGGUCCUGUUCACUGGACCCGUGCUAUAAGAGCUACCUGUCUCCUGCCACCAGCGAGACCAAGAGGAAGAUGAGCACCUUCGUCAACAACCUCAAGGCUUCCGACAGUCCUACCCUGCACGCACUGGGCUUCCAAAAGGCCUUCCAGCUGCUCCGGAACACCAGCAAUAUCACCCGCCAACUCACCAAUACGGACAUGGUGAUCAUCUACCUGUCGUCUGGCAUCACGUCCCGAGACGCGUCGGAGCAUGAGAAGAGGGACACCCUGCGCGUGGUCAAAGAGGAGAACCGUCACCUCAACAACUCAGUCAUGAUCCUCACCUACGCCCUCAUGAACGAGGGCGUGACCGGUCUGAAGGAGCUGGCGUUCCUGCGUGACCUGGCGGAGCAGAACUCGCUGAAGUACGGCGUGCCCGACCGCUCGCCGCUGCCGGUGGUGAAGGGGAGCAUGAUGGUCCUGAACCAGCUCAGUAAUCUGGAGACCACCGUGGGACGCUUCUACAUCAACCUGCCCAACCGCAUGAUUGACCUGGCCCGCUUCAGCCUGUCCUACCAGGACACCAUGGGAGACGGUUUCAUCAUGACGGCGAGCCGGCCAUGUUACUUUGGCAACCUGUUGCUAGGCGUGGUGGGAGUAGACGUGAACCUGGCCUACAUUCUAGAGGACGUCACCUACCACCAGGACUCCUUGGCCUCCUACACCUUCCUCAUAGACAACAAAGGUUACACCCUGAUGCACCCGUCCCUCACACGGCCCUACCUGAUGACCGAGCCUCCGCUGCACACUGACAUCAUCCACUAUGAAAACAUCCCAGGGUUCCCCGUAGUACGGGACAACAUACUCCGUCUGCCCCUGGGCAGUCAGGUGAUAGCUGUGCCCACCAACUCCUCUCUGUCCUGGCACACCAACCGGCUACGAGACCCCAGCAGGGAGGCCUACAACGUCAGCUACGCAUGGAAACUGGUCCAGGACACAUCGUUCAUCCUGUGCAUAGUGUACGUCCAGCCAGAGAUCCCAGUGAAACACCUGAAGAACCUGAACACUGCUCCCAGCUCCAAGCUGCUCUAUCACCGCCUGGACCUGCUGGGACAACCCUCCUCCUGUCUGCACUUCAAACAGCUGGCCACCGUCGAGAGCCCUACGGUGAUGCUGUCUGCAGGGAGUUUCUCCUCUCCCUACGAGCACCUCAGUCAGCCAGAGACCAAACGCAUGGUGGAACACUACACAGCCUACCUCAGUGACAACACACGCCUCAUAGCCAACCCUGGCCUUAAGUCGUCGGUCAGGAACGAGGUGAUGGCGACCAGUCACGUCACAGAUGAAUGGAUGACACUCAUGGAGAUGAGUAGCCUCAACUGCUACAUUGUGCGCCGUUACAUAGCAACGCCCAAUGGGGUGCUGCGGAUUUACCCCGGCUCGCUAAUGGACAAAGCUUUCGACCCAACCCGGAGACAAUGGUACCAGCACGCUGUAGCCAACCCAGGCCUCAUCACCUUCACUGGGCCUUACCUGGAUGUGGGCGGGGCUGGCUACGUGGUCACCAUCAGCCACACCAUCCACGCCUCAAGUUCUCAGAUGGCCCCAGGGUAUGCGGUAGCCGUGAUGGGCAUAGACUUCACCCUGCGUUACUUGUACAAGGUUCUGCUGGACCUGCUACCCAUCUGCAACCAGGACAAGGGUAACAAGAUCCGGUGUUUCAUCAUGGAGGACAGGGGUUACCUGGUGGCCCACCCCACCCUCAUCGACCCUAAAGGCCACGCCCCCGCCGAACAGCAGCACAUCACCCACAAGGAACCGCUGGUGGCCAACGACAUCUUGAACCACCCCAACUUUGUCAAGAAGAACCUCUGCAACAGCUUCAGUGACCGCACGGUCCAGCGCUUCUACAAGUUCAACAGCAGUAUCAUUGGCGACCUGACGAACCUGGUCCACGGGAGCCACUGCUCCAAGUACCGUCUGACCCGUAUCCCAGGGACCAACGCUUUCGCGGGCAUCGUCAAUGAGACGUGCGACUCGCUGGCUUUCUGUGCCUGCAGCACGGUGGACCGCCUCUGUCUCAACUGUCACAGGAUGGAGCAGAAUGAGUGUGAGUGUCCAUGUGAGUGCCCCCUGGAGGUCAAUGAAUGUACUGGCAACCUUAGCUACGCUGAAAACAGGAACCCCAGCUGCGAGGUGCACCAGGAGCCCCUGUCUCUGACGGUGAUGGACUCCAGUCUGCAGGACACCCUGCCCCAGUGUAUCAACACCCGCUGCAGCCAACGCUUCACCAGCAGUGACUGUUUUGGCGUGCUGGACUGUGAGUGGUGCAUGGUGGACAGUGAUGGGAAGACCCACCUGGACAAACCUUACUGUGCCCUGCAGAAAGAGUGCUUCGGGGGCAUCGUGGGGGCCAAGAGCCCUUACAUGGACGGCAUGGGGAUGCUGGAUGAAGAGGUAGUGUCUCUGAACAUGAUGAAGAGUGCCCCGGUUGGGCCGGUUGCCGGGGGUAUUAUGGGCUGCAUCAUGGUGCUGGUGUUGGCUGUCUACGCCUACAGACACCAGAUCCACCGACGCUCACAUCAACACAUGUCCCCUCUGGCUGCACAGGAGAUGUCCGUCAGGAUGUCUAACCUGGAUAACGAGAGAGACGAGAGAGACGAGGACAGCCACGAAGACAGGGGGAUCAUCAGCAACACCCGGUUCAUCGCGGCGGUGAUCGAGAGACACACCCACAGCCCUGAACGCCGGAGGAGGUACUGGGGACGGUCAGGGACGGAGAGUGACCACGGCUACAGCACCAUGAGUCCUCAGGAGGACAGCGAGAACCCUCCCUGCAACAACGACCCCCUGUCGGCCGGCGUGGACGUGGGUAACCACGACGAUGACCUGGACCUGGACACGCCCCCUCAGACGGCGGCGCUGCUCAGCCACAAGUUCCACCCGUACCGCCACCCGCCUUACCACCACCCGCUCCACACGCACCGCCUGCAGGCGGCCGUCACCGUGCACAGUGUGGACGCAGAGUGCUGAUCCUAAACCUCCAUUCCCGUCCCCCCCCCAGGCCUGGGCUCUCCUCCACCCCCCACCGGGCCUCUUCCUCCACCUGGCUACGCCUCGCUACAUUGGCGGGGUCCCUGACAUGCAAUGCUACCACUACCGUCACCUCCAGACUCCACCACCAUGUAGGCUCCCACUGGGCCCAACCAGGGUGAGGGGAGGUGGGCUGAGAGAGAAUAGGGCAGACCCCCCUUCCACCCCCGCUGGAAGUUUCCUUCGAAGAUCAUACACUGUAGGAGAAACACUAGCCCCUGUGAGCUCAGCUCAGAACGUGGGGGGGGGUGAGAUGCAGCUGCUGGCCUUAUUCUAAAAGGGUCUGAACUUGUUUAAAAGUGUAAACAAAGGAUCCACAAUGUUUAAGAAGACAGCGAUAAAAAAGGAAGGAUUAUUAAAGGAUUAUUUUUCUACUAUUUAUUGAACCGGAUUUGAGAUGGAUCAGAGUAGAGACUGACCGUGUGGCUGGAGCUGAACUGAAAGGACUCUGGUCGCUAAGGUAACCAGAGUGGCUGAUCAUGGACCACAGAGAGCCUCUCCUGCACACUGCCCUCGCUUUCUGUCGAGGAUGCAUCGAGGCAGUGGUUAUUCACGCUAUCGUUUUGAUUAUUUUCAGUUGAGAAUCAGAAGUCGUUGUGAAGAUAAACUCUUUGCGAUAACUGGACGAGCUGAAUAGAAGACAUUGAGAAACCCACCCACUUGUCUGAACUAGAUGUGUCGUACUCCGAUCACCUGGCCUACCGUCAGUCACUGGGGCUGCUGUAUGACUGAAUAAGGAAGGGGCAUGUAAGGACCCUGGCAGAAUGACUCAGACACAGGAAGUACAGUGCCCAUGCUUUGGUGUCCUGUUAUCUGCCUGAAAAGAAAGGUAUGAUGAGGCUUGGUGGAAUUGGUUGGUCUGUCUUCGGAAUUCACACCGGCAUCUGGACCUGGUUGACUAAGCUAUGGCUCUCUCUGUCUCUAUGCCUGAGUGGGACCUACUAGUGUUGAACAGAGGUGUGUGUGUGUGUGUGAGAGCGAGAGCUGUUGUGGCUGCAUCCAUUUUUAUGUUCCUUUUGCGGUCAAUUAAUUAAAACAGUCUUCUGUACACUCUGCGUGUGCUAGUCAUGGUGUGUGUGUGUGUACACUCUGCGUGUGCUAGUCAUGGUGUGUGUGUGUGUACACUCUGCGUGUGCUAGUCAUGGUGUGUGUGUGUGU
Oncorhynchus tshawytscha (Chinook salmon) is the source of this 5378-nucleotide messenger RNA. RefSeq names its product VWFA and cache domain-containing protein 1-like. The record is from RefSeq and is a predicted model, not a curated record. Gene Ontology annotation, cellular component: voltage-gated calcium channel complex. Gene Ontology annotation, molecular function: voltage-gated calcium channel activity. NCBI's taxonomy places the organism in Eukaryota, Metazoa, Chordata, Actinopteri, Salmoniformes, Salmonidae.